Schistocerca serialis cubense is the source of this 4298-nucleotide messenger RNA. RefSeq lists its product as uncharacterized. The transcript is spliced from 7 exons. The coding region runs from base 42 to 1895 and encodes 617 amino acids. The record is from RefSeq and is a predicted model, not a curated record. Lineage: Eukaryota; Metazoa; Arthropoda; Insecta; Orthoptera; Acrididae.
CCAGCAGCAGCCGCAGCCGUCCGGAGACCACACGGGACGCCAUGGCAACCACGAGUACCUCGAGAGCGCGGAGUCCCCUGAGACAGACGCAAGUGUUUGCUCUGCUAGCGCUCUUGGCGUCGGCUGCUCUGGCUGCGGAUGUCGAGCGACUCACUGAGGGCGUGGCAGGAGGAGACGAGGCGUCGGCCGCCGUGGUGGGGGCGGCGGCCCCUGAGGGCAAGGGCAAGCGGCAGGCCGUCUACGGAGGACCCUUCUCCUCUCUGCUGUCGUCAGCCUACCAGCUGCCGGCCGCGACAUCUGGCGGGUCCGGCGCCGUGCUGCUCUCGUCUGGCACUCAGCAGGCGCCCGCCUACCAGCCACUGGCGGGCCUCGGGCUGCCCCUGGGCUACGGCAGCGCCUCCGCGGCCUACGCGCCUUCCCUGCUGCGCUCCGGCCUGCUGACGGCCGCCUCCAACCACUCUUACGCCGGCUCGCCGCUGGCGGCGCUGCUGUCGGCCGGCUUCCCCGCGGCUCAGUACUCGGCCCAGCACAACUUCACGCUGCCCGUGGCGGCCAACCUGCUGGCGCAGAGCCCCUCCUACUUCCCCGGCGGCGGCCUCUACGCCUCGGCCGCGCCCGCUGCCGCCGACUACCCGCAAAACUUCACCUUCGGCCAGCCCGCCGCCAGCAGCCUCUUCGCGCAGAACUCUGCCGCCUACCCCAGCUUCUACCCGGCGCCGUCGGGCUUCAGGCAGAAUUUCAAUGCGGGGCUCUUCGGGGCGGCGACGACCUCGACGGCGUUCCCGGGCAGCGUGGUGGCGCAGGGCGGCGCCGCCCCCGGGGCGGCGGGCAGCCCCUUCACGUUCUUCUCGUACCCGGUGGCGGCCAAGUCGGGCCAGCAGUCGGUGGCCACGGUGGGCGUCAGCAACCAGCUGCUGUCCCCGCACCAGCCGCUCAGCCUGGACCAGGCCAGGCGGCGCUUCCCGCAGUACUUCACCGGCGUCGAGGAGCCGUACGCGCGCUUCCAGCAGCAGCUGCAGCAGAUGCAGCAGCUGCAGCAACAGCCCCAGCAGCCGCAGAGGCAGCCCCAGCAGCUGCAGCUGCAGCCGCCACUGCCGCCGCAGCUCCGCGGCCCUGCAGAGUCUCCGAAGCCACCGCAGGUGACGGAGUUCCCAGAGGAGCGACCGGCCAGUGGCUUCGCCAGGCCCCAUCCCGCCCCCGCCCCUGCCGCCGGCGACGCUAAUGACGAUGACGAUGACGGCAGCUACGACGAGCGGCCAGCCUACAAGUCCAGCGGAUACCACGGCGCCGCAGGGGUGGACCACCACAAGAUUCGGGCCGAGCAGGAGUCUGAGGACGAGGACAGCUCAGAGAGGCACCCCAACAGCUACCAGAAGAUCAUCUACCACGGCAAGCCCUACCACGGCGAGGAGGAGUCUGGCAAGUCGUCCUACCCCGGGUACUACCCCAAGGCCGCCCACCACAAGAAGCACUACGCAGGCGAAGGCGAGGAUGAAGAUUCCAGGAGGCCGCAGGAGAGCAGCGGCGAAGACGACGACGAGGACGAGGACCGCCGGCCGGCGUACAGCUCGUCCUACCAGAGGUUUCCCUCGCCGGAGCUGGACUCGCACUUCAACAGGGCGGCAGCGGCGUCGCAGAGUUCGAACCCCGGCGGGCCCCGGCCGGCGGCCCAGACGCUGCACACGUACCGCUUCAAGGUUCCGGACUAUGCGACGGAGACCUACUCGCCGGUGACCGGGCGGCCCUCGAGGACGAAGAGCGGCGCCCAGCGGCGACCGCACCAGGAUGACGAGGAGAGCGACGGCGGCGACUCGGCGGCCCACUACUCCAGCCCCAGGAUUCGUGUCCACAAGACGGCCUGGUCCUACACCCGCUCCCUCUCCUCCAGGCGGUGAUCCUCCACCGCGCGCUCGCCAUCUCUAGUGCCCCCCUGGCACUGCACUGAACAUAGCCCGAGCUCACCUCUCGACCUCACUCCGUGUCCAUUUGGGAAACUGUCCAAGAACAAAUACUAUUUUAGAUACAUACUGCUACACAGCCAUCCCCAUCAUCAUUAAUAAUCAGCCAGAGGGUUCCUUGGUAGCAGUUAUCGAUCCUCCUGAUUUCUAUUAAUCCGUUCACAGCAUCAUAUCGUGUUUCUCCUAUACUCUGCUCCGUACACCACAACUCUGACCUUCCAUUCGCUCUGCGCACGCUCACACGUCCCCCUGUUAUGGUGAUUAGCAUUCACCAUAUCUCAGAAUAUGCCUGCACAACAGUGUUCGUCUAGUCCAGGGGUCUGCAAACUACGGCCCGCGGGCCGAAACCGGCCCGCGUUAGCUGGCCGGACAUCCCUGGUAUCCGGUCCGCCAAAUUUUUGAGGUGGUGCCUAUACUGCCAACAAUUGAGUUUCGAGGCCUAUCGUGACAUUGUCGUAGCUCUAUCUUUCAAAGCGGAAGGUCAUGGUUGAACUUGGGGCUAUCCAGAAUAAACAGACAGACCAUUCUCCGUGCGAUAGUUAAAAAAAAAAUAAAAAAAUAAAUAAAAAUAAAAGGUUAACAGACUAGUUUGGCGAAAACAUUUUAGGUAAAAAAAACUCUUUGCAUUUUAUUCUACUCACGAGUCUGGGGCAAGUCUUUCAAAUGGACUCCACUUUGGCGACUAGCCUUAGUAAUCAGUCAUUACGGAAGAUGAUGCUUCUUAAGCGAGGUUUCAGUUUGUUUACGUAUUUCGAUUUUCAGAUUUUCCUUGUCUCUUCGAAUUCAAACUUUGAAUUGUCCCACACCUACUAGUACAGCGCAUAAAACACACACAAAAAAAACUUGUGAGACACUCGCAAAAUAGACACAAUUACGCAACAGAACUAUCAGAUAUGUGCUCUGGCUCUGCUACACGCUACAAGACUACGUAACUAAACUUAUUGUUGCGCCGCUUGAAAUAACAAUGCGUAGACAUACUCUACCUCUGUUACGUCUUGUAGUAAUAGUGUUGCUAACAAUGAUUUUGAGAUUUCGUUAACUUUGCAGGACGCUUUCGUGAAGAAUGUGCAGUAACAUACUUUUUUUGUCGGUGAAAUUCGCCAGAAUAAAAUAUCCCAGAAAUUCGGUCAGGUACAUCCACCAAUCAAAAUUAUGUAAUUAAAUAAAAAUCGUUGUUCGUUUCCCACAACCUUAGACUUUUCCGAUUUCAUCUUUCCUUUAGCCUUACAUUACGGUGAUCAUGGAGUGCUAGUGUUCUUUAAUCCAACUAGGUAGACCUUGGCCCUUAUGACUUCGUGGAGGAAUCAUGUGGCCCGCAGACUAAAACGUCUGGAGACCCCUGGUCUAGUCACAUCUUUCCAAAGACUUACCCUCUCCUCCGCUCUUAGAAGUAACUCCCCAUUUAUCUUGCCAGUCUAUUUGAUCCCAACCAUGCGGCUGUGGCUUCAUAUCUCAAACGAAUUCAACGUCGUCUGCCCUACGACUUGUGAUGUCCAGUUAAAGUCUUACAGAGUAACAUUGUUUUCUCCCCAGUACGAUUCAGUACCUCCUCACCGAAUAUCUGGUCUACUCUUCUAAUCUUUACAAUUUCAAAAGCCUUCUAUUCUCGUCUUGUUCGAACUGUUUAUUGUCCACGUUCCACUUCUUAAUAAAACUUUCUGUAAACGCUUCCUAACACUGCCAUCUAUGUUAAAAUACAUCUCUUCAUGAGAGCCAUCGUUUGUUAUUUUACUAUCCAAACACCAAAACUCGUGUUCUGCUUUCACUGUCAUCGUUUCCUGAUCGAAUACUCUCAGUUUGACUGCACUUCAUUAUCCUUCCUUUCCUUUUGUUGGUGUUCAUCUUAAAACCUCACUUCAAGACGCUACUCAUUUCAUUCACCUUGACUUCUAGGUGUUUCACCGCGUCUAACAGAAGUGCAGUGCCCCUUAAAACUUACUUUAUGCCUGAAACAUUUACACUCUAACAAUUUUCAUACUUCUGUGUAUAAGUACAGAGGUGUCACUUCCGUUAGGGGCAUUUUUUUUAUUUCUUCUUCGCAAGAUUUCUUUGGGAUACGUCUCACUACUUUAUUUGCACUACAGCAGUAAUUAACAUAUGAAUGUUAUCUGACUGCUGCUUCUUGUGUGCAGUUUCAGUACAGAGCUUCAAGGUACAGUCACGUUGUGGAACAUUCAUUAUGGACCUCGCUCAAUCGCUGAAUUACACAAUUUUACAAUAAACCUUGGUGGUGAUCACAUCACUGAAACAACAUUUCAUCGCAGACUUCACUCAUACUUCACUGUAUAAAUUGUACGCCAUCUGCUCAGGAUUAAUUCCAAUGUUUAUCAUUUUGUGUAU